Emys orbicularis (European pond turtle) is the source of this 844-nucleotide messenger RNA. It is a transcript of the gene CKLF, whose product is annotated as chemokine like factor. Gene Ontology annotation, cellular component: membrane. The record is from RefSeq and is a predicted model, not a curated record. Lineage: Eukaryota; Metazoa; Chordata; Testudines; Emydidae. The transcript has 4 exons. Bases 85 to 507 code for a protein of 140 amino acids.
ACGCGCGCGUGCCCAACGGCCGCUUCAGUUAGUUCCGGCACCGCCCCGCAGCGAAGGCUGCACAGCAGGACUGUCCCGCGCGCCAUGGUGGAGGUGAACACCGGCUACCCCCGCUCCCUGCCGGGAGCGCUGAAAAUCGCCCGCCUGGUUGUUGCAUUUGUAACAUUCAUCUGUUUUGCUGCCUCGAAAUCCCAUGAAGCCUUUAUAGCACUUGCAAUCAUGGAAUUUGUCAUCACUUUGUUAUUCUUUGGGCUAUACUUGCUAAAACUAGAUAAAAAGAUGAAAUUCUUAUUUUGGCCUUUAGCUGAUAUUUUCAACUCAUUGAUUGCAGUUUUGUUCUUUAUCAUUGUGUGCCUGUGUGCAAUAAUAAUCAAGACCACGACUGGGACUCUGGUUGGAGGAGUCUUUGGUCUUCUGUUGGUUGUUCUUUGUAUUGCAGAUUCUGUUCUUCUUUUCAAGAAGAUUACAUUUAAUAAGCCAAGAGGAAGGAAUGUUAUUACCAGAUAAGAAUGACCAAUUUACCAAAAGACUGAUUUAUUCUCCACUUUAAAUGCCUAUUGAUUAAUAGGAUACUUGUUUCAUUCUUAGCCUAUGUAUUUUUCUUAAAGGGUUUAACAUGUUCAUCUUAGAAUUACAAUAUUUUCCUGUGUGUUUUUUUUAAGUAGUUUACUUUUUCACACAUUAACGUUCUUUAAAUUCCUAUGUAUUUUUCUAGACCACACAUUUUUACCAGUGUUGACUUUAAAUAUUGUCCUAUGUGUUUUGGUAAACUUGAUACAUUUUCACUUGUUAAAAAAUCUAAUUUUCUACAGAAGUGCUUAUAUAAUAAAAUUGAAAAUACAAA